AAUAAUAAUUUAAUAUUGAAUAAUAAAAUUAUUAGUUCCCUUCUUGAAUUAUCGAGUGAGAGGACAGAUGUUGAAUUCGUCGGCCGCGCGUAAGCUCUCUCUAAUCGCGCCCAAGCCUCAACGCUUCGCAUACUCUGCAGAAAUUGUUGGUGCCGCCGCCAAGAAGCCCAGAACUAUGACAACCAAUGCGGCUGACUCUGACCAAAACUAUAUGAAGAACGCCUUUUCCAAAUACGCUACUUACCUCAACAACCUGAAUGACAAGAGAGAAAGGGUGGUAAAAGCUAGCCGGGAUAUAACUAUGAACAGUAAAAAAGUCAUAUUUCAAGUGCACAGAAUCAGUAAGCACAACAAAGACGAAGUCUUACAAAAAGCAGAAAAUGAUCUAGCUGCUGUGAUGGAUCAGUAUAUAGCUCGUUUAGUAAAAGAACUUGGAGGAACAGAUUUUUGGAAGUUAAGACGAGCCUAUUCUCCCGGGGUUCAGGAAUAUGUUGAAGCUGCUACACUGUGUAACUUUUGCAAAACAGGUGCUCUUUUGAAUCUUGAUGAGAUCAAUGCUUCCUUGCGAACUCUAGGUGACCCAUCUAAUGAGCCUUUGCAGAUUAAUGUGCUCGACUAUCUGUUGGGGCUUGCAGACUUAACUGGAGAGCUGAUGAGGAUGGCAAUGGGUAGGAUAUCAGACGGUGAACUUGAGUUUGCUCAAAAGAUUUGCAGAUUUGUACGUGAAAUCUAUAGAGACCUGACACUUGUUGCUCCAAAGAUGGACGACCCCUCGGAUAUGAAACAAAAGAUGGAUGUAAUGCUCCAAAGCGUAAUGAAAAUAGAAAAUGCUUGCUUUAGUGUCCAUGUGAGAGGGUCAGAGUACAUUCCGUUCCUUGGAUCUGAAGAUACCAGCUUUUCGAUGUUGGGAGCGCCUGAGAUUGAGUGAUAUAGAUGCUGAGAAGUGUCGAGUUACGUUCACUCAUUUCACAAAUACCAUUUUGCAUCUGCAGUAUAUGUUGGGAGAAAACCAGCAGGAUUUUUGUUAACUAACUAGUGAGUAUUCAUACUUGGUAGAUGUGCUAAGAGAGAUUUUGGCAGUAGGUUAUUUGAAUAUAAACCGUGGUGUAAAUUUGCUCUGUUUGUCCUUGUGGUGUUGUUCUGAUACACUCAUAAAGAUAAUAACACUAGGAGAAAAAAAUGGUGGCAUUGUGGCCACCCUCGUCUCAUUCAUAUCA
Salvia miltiorrhiza (redroot sage) is the source of this 1217-nucleotide messenger RNA. RefSeq lists its product as uncharacterized. Gene Ontology annotation, cellular component: cytoplasm; nucleus. The transcript is spliced from 7 exons. Gene Ontology annotation, molecular function: sequence-specific DNA binding; RNA binding; RNA endonuclease activity. NCBI's taxonomy places the organism in Eukaryota, Viridiplantae, Streptophyta, Magnoliopsida, Lamiales, Lamiaceae. The coding region runs from base 68 to 928 and encodes 286 amino acids. The record is from RefSeq and is a predicted model, not a curated record.